AUGAAUGUAUCGGAUAAUAAAUCAAAAUUAUCAUUAUCAUCAUCACCAAUUUCUAUUUAUCAUAAUUCGAAAUUUUCAUUUGAUGAUGUUGAAUCCGUACUUGAACCUUUAUUUGGAAAUUAUUAUGGUAUUUCAGAAUUACGUGCCAUAAUUUCUAACGUGGAUCAUAUAUGGUGUGCUUAUAAUACAACAAAAAAACAAUAUGUUGCUUGUGCACUUGUACGAACCUAUAAUACGGAUAAAGUACUUUUUAUCAAUUUAUUUGGCGUUACACAAGCCUGUCAAGGUCAAGGUAUUGGCACACGUUUACUGAAGGCAAUUAAAAAUUGGGGACAAAAACAAAAAUAUGUUGCUAUUAUUUUACAUACACAAGUAGAUAAUUAUAAAGCAAUUGGAUUAUAUGAAAAAGUUGGAUUUUAUAAACAAUAUUAUAUUACAAAUUUUUUUCCUCCACGUGGAUGUCUUUCAUUUUUCCGGUCUCAUGGAUCGGAUGCAUAUGAAAUGAUAUUAUAUUUGUAA
Molecule: messenger RNA, 519 nt
Organism: Rotaria sordida
Lineage: Eukaryota; Metazoa; Rotifera; Eurotatoria; Philodinida; Philodinidae
Source: the annotation of a GenBank genome assembly